Molecule: messenger RNA, 1960 nt
Organism: Megalopta genalis
Lineage: Eukaryota; Metazoa; Arthropoda; Insecta; Hymenoptera; Halictidae
Source: RefSeq, a predicted model, not a curated record
UGAGAGAGAAACUUUUAUAGAGGAAGCAGGGAACUGUUCAACAAAUCAGCGCGUAUGGAGUAGCGUAUGCGCCGUAUCUGGAGUCGCUUACGAAAUUCGUGGGUCGUGUUCUGAAAUACCAUAUUGUAUGUAAAUAACAGUCGGAAGAUAAUGCCGUACAUUAUCGUCGUGGUCUUACCCAGCGGCAUUUGUGCGGCACGAUGAUACUCAGUGAACUGUCCACGCGACUAGUGAACACUCGCCCGUCUUUCGUUUUCAACGUGUUGAACGGAUAUACGCGACGACGAAAUAAUGUGCGGUGCUUACAUUUCACGUAUUACACGGACAAAAAAUCGUUCGCCGAUGGGCAAACUGAAAAGAUGAACAUGUAUCAAGCCAUAAACAAUGGACUUCGAUUGGUGCUGACGAAAGAUCCUACAGCAGUAAUAUUUGGAGAAGAUGUGGCUUUCGGAGGUGUUUUUCGAUGCACGGUCGGUCUUCAGAAGGAGUUCGGUAAAGAACGAGUUUUCAAUACACCCCUUUGCGAACAAGGCAUCGCCGGAUUUGGCAUCGGUUUAGCUACCUUUGGUGUGACUGCGAUCGCAGAGAUUCAAUUCGCUGAUUAUAUAUUUCCCGCUUUUGAUCAGUUGGUAAACGAAGCUGCCAAAGUGAGAUACCGUAGCGGCGGUGAAUUCGAUUGCGGCAAAUUGACUGUCCGGGCGCCCUGCGGUGCUGUCGGCCAUGGCGGACUCUAUCAUUCGCAAAGCCCGGAAGCAUAUUUUGCACAUACUCCAGGUUUAAAGGUCGUUAUGCCCCGCGGACCGAGCCAGGCCAAAGGUCUUCUGUUGAGCUGCAUAGAGGAGCCGGAUCCCUGCAUCAUCUUCGAGCCGAAAAUAUUGUACCGCACGGCGAUCGACGAGGUGCCGACAGCUCAUUACACGAUAGAGAUCGGCAAAGCUGACGUUGUCAGAGAAGGUGAUGCAGUGACACUCGUGGGCUGGGGCACUCAGGUGCACGUACUGCUGGAGGUGGCCGAUCUCGUCCAGGAGAAGCUCGGCGUAUCCUGCGAGGUGAUAGACCUCGUUUCUAUCCUACCUUGGGACGCGGAACUCGUUUGCAAGUCGGCGAAGAAAACGGGACGCGUUGUGAUCGCGCACGAGGCACCCCUAACGAACGGAUUCGGGGCGGAAAUAGCAUCGACCAUUCAGGUAAAUAUCUUCUUGCAUCUGGAAGCACCCAUACAAAGGGUGACAGGUUGGGACAGCCCCUUUCCGCACGUCUUCGAGCCGUUCUACCUGCCAGAUAAGUGGCGAUGCUUCGCCGCUGUCAAGAACGUCCUGAACUACUGAAACUGAAACCGAAACCGAAACCGAGACCGAAACUGGGGAUGUUCUACGGAGCUACGGAACACACAGUGGAACACGUCGGAAACCUGUUGCCUAGUUGGACAACGGCCUCGCGAGAUGAACACGCCGAGCAGCGCCAUGCACAAUCGAUUUCUGUCAUUCUGUGUGCAAGCGCGUCGUACACCAACGAAGCGCCGCUUGUCGCUGAACCGGAUCACAGAUCAUUUGACCUCCGCGUCCUCGCAUUUGUCCCGAAAGUUUCCAGACGAAAAUUGCAUUUCACAGGAUCGUCGAGGCUUCUUUGAUCGGAGGGGAGAUCGUCGGGGUUAAAAGUACCGAUUUUGAGAAAACACAAACAUUCACUGAGAAAUAAUGCAGUUAUCUUUUUUUUUAUUCCGUUUCUGACUGAUUUAUCGUGAAAUUUAUUCCACUUCAAGAGUGGACUGUCAACUCGAAUUUAAUAUGUUGCAAUAAGUUUUUUUUACAGAAACUCGGUUGACACGUGUGGCAAUGUAUAAAUAUUGUUAUAUAUGAUAAUAAUAUGUAUAAUAUUAUUAUAAAAAUAUUUGUAAUAUAAAUAUAUCUGAAUAUAUUCAAGUAUUCUAAUAAAUGCUGUUACAACAUGCUCUUCAUAA